CUACUUGCAUUUUUAAGUAGGACAAACGUCAAGUCAACGUCAUUUGUUUUAAAUCAAACUGACCGUCUGAGUCUGACCACAGUAUUCAAUUAAAGUUUAUUUCAUUUAGAUUUACUGCACAUCGGAUGUUUCAUGACCCAAUUGCGGGUCGCAAUUACACCCACGACGUAUAAUCAUGCGAUUACGGUGACUUGACUCAUUUGGUGAAGGCCUGAGCGCCAUUUAUUAACAUCAGGAGUAAAUUACCAAGGAGACCAUGUCUCGCCCCCGUGCCUGGCAGCAGCAAGCUAUCGCAGCUCAGCGACGCGACAACGAGCUCCGCCGCGCCGAGGAACUGCGGAAGGUGGCCAACUACUUCGAGAGCAACACCAACAGGUCCCGUCAUCACGAGCAGUGGACUACGGAGGGGUAUUAUGAGAAGGCCAAAAAGGAAGCGGAGCUGUUUAGCUCGAAGAAGCUUAGAGCUAUACAACUUGAGGAAAGAAGAAAAAAGUUGGAACUAAUGUUGUUUCAAGAAAACAUGCAAUACCAACAGGAAAUGAAGGCUUUGGCUGCAAAACCUAAGCUUUAUCAAAACGGGUCAUACCUAAAUGACGUGCCAACGUCGACUCUAAAGGAAAUCAACCAGGGCAUCAUGGAUAAGGAAGAACAAUUGAGGAGACACGAGUCAGAACUCCGUUUACAUCACGCGUGGCGUCUGCGGCAGCCGGAGUUACGGGCUGCUACGGCUUAUGUCGCCAAUGGGAGGCUCAAAUCUGCGUGGACGCAACAAAUAGUGGAGAAGGAGACAGCAAGAAAGAAGGAAGAAGAGGAGACUCUAAAGAUACUUCAAGAAAGAGACGAGGCAUUACGUAAGCAGAUACAGAAGGAAGAAGAAAGACUUAAAGAGAAAGAGAUGCAAAUGAGGGAGCUCCGCGGAAGCUUAGAAGGCCAAAUCGCCGAGCUAAGCGAGAAAGAGACGAUCGUCAAACGCCUACAAAAAGAGGAAGAGAGAGAACUCAUGAUACUAGACAAGCUCAAGUUCAUAUCGAGCGAGCGGGACAGAGAGCACGCGCGGCUGGUGGCAGAGAGGGACGCCACUAUAGUGAAUAUGGGGCUGCAUAAGUAUAAGUUGAAGAAGAAGGUUAUAUCGGUGUUGCAGGAAAUUGAGUUGGAUUUGCAAAUGGUGGAUAAUUUGAAAAAAGCUGUUUUGAAAGAAAUAGAAUCCAACGAAGACAGAAGAUCGAGCUACAAGCGCGUUCUAGACGCAGCGCUUGUAGAGUUACACGAGUAUCGUGAGAGAGAGAGACAGCGACAGAAGAACAUCGACGCAAUGUACGACGGCGAGGCGCGGCAGCUGAGCGAGAAACAAGACAAGCUUUGGGCUAAAGAAAGAGAAGCCCGCGCCCUCCUCAUGAACGAUGUCCUCACAACCCUGAGGAGACAAGUGGAAGAGAAGGUGCAAGCCAGCAGGACGCAGCAGCGAGCCAACGUGAAGGAGAGGGAACAGAUCCUCGAGCAGAUGGAGAGCUUCCAUCAUGAGGUCAAGACCAGGGAGAGAGACGCUCAGCUAAAGAACGCCGCCUACUCAACGAUAUCGGCUCUCCAAUCCCAGCUGAAAGGCCUCAGCGUGCAGAAGCAGAAGUUGGAAGAAACAGCCGAGAAGGAGGCAGAACUACGCGAGGCGAGCGCCAACGAGAGAAAACUCAGGACUGAGAUAGCCAGGAUCAACAGGGACAGGACUGAACAGGCCUGGGCUUAAG
Messenger RNA from Cydia amplana, 1742 nucleotides. RefSeq names its product trichoplein keratin filament-binding protein-like. Gene Ontology annotation, cellular component: keratin filament. Lineage: Eukaryota; Metazoa; Arthropoda; Insecta; Lepidoptera; Tortricidae. The transcript has 9 exons. The record is from RefSeq and is a predicted model, not a curated record. Bases 257 to 1741 code for a protein of 494 amino acids. Gene Ontology annotation, biological process: apoptotic process.